Mytilus californianus (California mussel) is the source of this 5089-nucleotide messenger RNA. RefSeq names its product adenylate cyclase type 5-like. Gene Ontology annotation, molecular function: adenylate cyclase activity. Lineage: Eukaryota; Metazoa; Mollusca; Bivalvia; Mytilida; Mytilidae. The transcript has 20 exons. The coding region runs from base 79 to 3534 and encodes 1151 amino acids. Gene Ontology annotation, biological process: adenylate cyclase-inhibiting G protein-coupled receptor signaling pathway; adenylate cyclase-activating G protein-coupled receptor signaling pathway; intracellular signal transduction. The record is from RefSeq and is a predicted model, not a curated record. Gene Ontology annotation, cellular component: plasma membrane.
GUCACCGACUCCAGUCAAGAGGUUUUGGCAAACUGGUCAAACUAGAUUAUUCCUCUGCAAUGCUAAACACACUAAGAUAUGGAGUCUGAAAAGGUUCCACAUCCACAUCUUGUCCUAGACACAGGACAAGUUCAACAGAAUGGUCAUAUAAUACAGAAGUUGGAAUCAAGAAUUAGACUACUAAAUGGAAAUACUGAUAGGAAUGGAAAUGACAAUCACUCUCAUAUUGUAAACUUGGAAGGUACUGUAUCACCAAACAGUCUUCGUCCAGAUACACCGACAUCUGCUACAAGGAAAUCAGCAUGGGAAAGAGCAAGGGACAAAUAUAAAGCUCAAGAAUUAGAAUGUAGCAAAAAGAAAACAAAAGUAAAACCUUUUGUUGAUCCUGAUGAAAAAGUAGAACAGAAGAAAUUUCUUAACUUAAGUGGUGUUAAAGAAGUAUUUUCAUCUAGUCACUUCCAAAAUAAGGAUCUUGAGCGAUUAUACCAGCGGUAUUUCUUCAAACUGAAUCAGUUGAACUUGUGUAUUUCUUUGGGAUUCAUUUGUGUUGUUAGUAUAAUACUGCUAGUGACUUACUAUAUUUAUGGAGCUAUUAUGCCGGCAAGAGCCAUCAAUUUUGGCAUUUUGUUUUUUUUGUGUAUAUUUUUAGAAUUUUUAUGUAAUCGAUCAUCUUUUGACCAACAGCAAAUGCUGAUAACCUUGUUCAUCAUUAUUUUGUUUUUCUGUGCAUCAUGCGUUCUUGUUUCUCUUGACAACUCACCAAAAUCAGGAUCUGAUGGAGUUUGGAUGAAUGUUAUAUUCAUAUACAUGAUCUACACACUGUUACCUAUUAGAAUGAGAUUUGCAUGCCUUACUGGAAUCACACUGUCCAUUAUCAGUGUAUCAUGUACUGUCAGCUUUACAGCAGACAAAGAAUACCGAGUUAAGCAGGGGAUUGCAAAUGCAUUGAUAUUUACAGCUACAAAUUUGGUAGGGAUAUUCACACAUUGGCCAACAGAGUACAAUCAGAGACAAGCUUUCCUAGAAACAAGACGAUGUAUAGAGGCUCGUCUGACAACACAGAGAGAAAAUCAAGAACAAGAAAGAUUGCUACUCUCUGUAUUGCCUAGACAUGUUGCCAUGGAGAUGAAAGCAGACAUAGCUGGUGCACCAAAGGAUACUAUGUUCCAUAAAAUCUAUAUUCAGAGACAUGACAAAGUCAGUAUUUUGUUUGCUGAUAUUUGUGGCUUCACAGCAUUAUCCUCCCAAUGCACUGCUCAGGAACUUGUACAGCUACUCAAUGAAUUAUUUGCUCGUUUUGACCGACUUGCUGCAGACAACCAUUGCCUUAGAAUUAAGAUUUUAGGAGACUGUUAUUAUUGUGUGAGUGGACUUCCUGACAUCAGAGCAGAUCAUGCUCAGUGUUGUGUGGAGAUGGGGCUUGAUAUGAUAGAAGCUAUUUCACUUGUGAGAAAUGUAACAGGAGCUGAUGUUAAUAUGAGAGUUGGAAUCCAUUCUGGAAGAGUCCAUUGUGGAGUUUUGGGGCUAAGGAAAUGGCAGUUUGAUGUCUGGUCCAAUGAUGUGACAUUAGCUAAUAUAAUGGAAGCAGGAGGACUCCCAGGUCGGGUCCACAUAACUGAGGAGACAAUGAAACUUCUGAAAAAUGACUACGAAGUUGAGGAAGGCAAUGGUGCAGAUAGACAUCCAUAUCUAAAAGAAAAAAACAUAUCUACUUAUCUUAUUGUACAGGAGGAAAAUCGUCUUAGUAAGGAAAGACCACCUUCACCAAAGUCUGCUUUUCGUAAGAAACAUUCCAUUGGCAUGUUUAAUGGUAGUGCUAAAGAUAAAAAGUUUCACAGUGAUCCUAAUGCAGCUAUCCAUCAGAAACUUGGUAUUGGUGAUGACCAGAAUACUAAAGACCCAAAUGAUGAAGUAAACGACUAUCUCCGUCGAGCUAUAGAUGCCAGGAGUAUAGAUAAACUCCGUUCAGACCAUGUUAAAUUUUUCUUUCUUACAUUCCUAAAGACAGAUUUAGAGGAAAAGUAUUGUAAAGUUCGAGACACAAUGUUUACAUCACAUAUUGGUUCCACAUUGAUCACUUUGCUAUUUGUUUGCACCAUACAUUUAGUUAUUUUACCACAGUCUGUUGUAAUGUUUGUGUUGUUUCCGAUCUCCUGUCUCGCUAUACUUGGUUUAUUUUUUCUUAUGUUAUCAGAACCAUUUAUGUGGACACCUAGGAGAAUCAAGGCAAUAGCCAGGACAAUAGCUGUGAAUCAUUGGUAUAAUCAAAUUGUAGCUGUGAUAGUCAUUAUAUUUCUGUAUUCUAGUGCCUUAUUUCCUAUGGUGUCUGUAUAUCAGUAUAAUUUAAAAGAAUGUCUGUCCACGCAUUUUGGUAUUCCUGUAUCAUCAGUCAACCUAACACAUCUUGACCAGGCCAAUAUCAGUCUCGGUAUCGAGAAUUCAAUAUGUAAUCCUCAACAUAAAACAUCACAUUUUCCAGAGUAUCUAUCAUUUUGUAUGUUGUUGGUGAUGAUAGCAUUAGGCGUGUUCAUACAAGCCAGCAGUGUCCUGAAAUUAUUGGUAUGGACUGUGAUGGCAUUCUUCCACUUGUUAUUGGUGGAAGUAUUCUUUGUUGAUCUCCUUAACAACAGAGAUUUUCUUAUUAGUGCUAAUAGAGGUAUAAACACGUGGGAUACCUUGACGGUGAUACCUCUGAAAUGGGAGAUAAUUUUGUUUUUGAUUUUCUUUGUGGUUUUGUUAUUUGUACACAGUCAGCAGGUUGAAGCAACUGCAAGAUUAGAUUUCUUAUGGAAAAUUCAGGCUACAGAAGAGAAAGAACAAAUGGAAAGUUUACGAGCAUACAAUCUCAAACUGAUAGCAAAUAUAUUACCUCUACAUGUGGCUGAGAAUUUCCUCAAAAAUCAACAUAAGAAAGAUGAGGAUCUGUAUCAUUUAGAUAUAGAUAACACAGGAAUAAUGUUUGCAUCUAUUGCCAACUUUAAUGAUUUCUACAUUGAGUUAGAGGGCAACAAUGAAGGAGUGGAAUGUCUGAGGCUGUUGAAUGAAAUAAUAGCUGAUUUUGAUGAGAUCAUCAGUGAAGAGAGAUUUAAAUGUUUAGAAAAAAUCAAAACAAUAGGAUCGAGUUACAUGACAGCCUCAGGUUUAACUAAGGAAACAAACUACGCUGACAUGAGGCAUAUUGUAGCCCUGGCAGAGUUUGCUUUCUCACUCAGAGAACAACUCCAGUAUGUCAAUGAACAUUCAUUCAAUAACUUCAAGUUAAGGAUUGGCAUGAAUGUUGGACCUAUAGUGGCAGGUGUAAUUGGUGCUAGGAAACCUCAUUAUGAUAUCUGGGGAAACAGUGUAAACGUGGCAAGUCGCAUGGAUAGUACAGGUGUUCAGGAUCGUAUACAGGUCACCCAGGAAAUAUACAACAUUUUACAUAAGAAAGGGUAUGUUCUUGAGUGUCGAGGAAUUGUGAGGGUCAAAGGAAAAGGUGAAAUGACAACCUAUUACCUUACAGACAGGCCACCAGUAGCUUACAGUAAAGCUUGAAGCAUUCCACAUAUUUAUCAUCAGUGAUGUGCAAAACUGUAUGAAGAUAUAAAAGUGUCAUGAAAACAGUUUCUUUGUACAAUUGCAUAAUCUUCUAUAUUCAAGUUUGGAUAGUUAACUUGUGAAUGUUAGACCCUGGCUCUAUACUGCCACUAAUUGUACAGCAGAUUUUUAAAAGUUUACCUGUAAUGCAUUGUAGUCUUUAAAUUUUGUUUCAUUUAAGGAUUUAAAGCAAAAAUUACAAACAAUAUGCAAGACAACUACUAAAAACCCUUUUAACUGUUUUUAAAGAAAGCUGUUAUUUUUAUUUGAAGAGGAUUCUAAAAGAUUUGAAAAGAAUUUACUUUUGUGAUAUUAUUUUUUACCAAAGUAAUGUAAUUUUUAACCAGGUGAGGGUGCAACACAGUUGUUCCUGUGCACUAACUUUAACUUUUCACCGUGAAAAAAGGACAUAUGAUGGUAUAGUUUUUGUGUCAAUUCUACAAUGACUGGUGAUAUGUCAGGCUAAACGUAAGGAUCUUUAUUUUUAGCUUAGUUUUACACAAUGUUUGGUUCUAUAAAGACAAGCUCUCAUUUGAUUGUUAGAAUUGUAAGAUUUUCAGAUUUGUCAUUCCAUAGUUAUGGGACUUACAUUAUAGGAAAUUUGAUAAGAAAAAACAUGUCUCAUGACAUUUAACAAGUUUGUGAUAAAUUUAUGAAAUAUUUGCAUAUUUUGGUCAUAAGUCAAGCUACUUUUGAAUUUGACAAUUUGAUUUAUUCCUCACUAGAGAAUUAUGGGACUUAAUUGAAUACAUUUGGAGCACAUCUUAUAAAAUCAAAUUUCUCACUGAUGAUUUCAAUGAUAUUUUAAAUUGUCAUUCCAGAGUUAUAGGGCUUAAUUUGUUAAAAAUAUGAAUGAUUUCUAGUAAAUGUGUCAUUAUUUGUUUCAUUAAAUUUCAUUUUAAAAUAGCUGUUGCUCCAUAACCUUUUUGGACAACAAAUGGGGGUUUGAAUAUUAUAUGGCAGAGUUUAUAAUUGGUAUUGUGAAGACGCUUAUAGUUGAGCCAUGUUUGGUCUUUUUACAAAAAUUUUAAUAUGUACUGAAUUUCUCUGGUAAAUCAGUAGCAGAAUGAACAUGAACAUCAAUAAUCUGAAAUGACUGCAGAAAAACUAAAUAAACAUAAGUCAAAGGCCGUUCUUUGACCUGUAUUUGUUAAUUUUUAUACAUUGUGACUUGGAUGGAGAGUUGUCUCAUUGGCACUCAUACCACAUCUUCUUAUUUAUAUAAGUUACCCACAACAUUGGAGAUGACGGAAAUUUAUGUAAUGUUACUGGUAGGAAUAGCUGUAACCUGGCACUAAUACAUAUAUAUAUUGGUCCCAGCUGUAAAUUGAUAUUUAUGGUUAUACAUAUCACAUUUUUAUUCUCUUGAUAUAUUGUAUGGUUCUAAUUAAGUAUUAUGUAUGUGCAAUUAUAUGAUUUAUUUUCCUGCCACAUUGUUCAUAUAUUAUUUUCAUGUCAAAGUUGUAUUUUGGCUCAUCAUUUUUGCUAAUUUAUGUUAAAGUCUAGUCACUUU